This is a messenger RNA of Schistosoma margrebowiei, 2720 nucleotides long. Lineage: Eukaryota; Metazoa; Platyhelminthes; Trematoda; Strigeidida; Schistosomatidae. The record is from the annotation of a GenBank genome assembly.
CUGGUAAACAAGUUGGAAGGAGAACACAGCACAGAGUUGGUGUUAGAACUCUGGUCGGCGCUUUAUGCACUUCUAUGGGUGAUAGCCUGGGGUGCUACAGGUCAAGGAGGCUCGUAAAUUGAAAUCUGCUUCAAUUCCGUUCACAAUCAUUUGGAACACUUGAAGACCGGCUCAACGAUGUUUUGUCGCGCCUUAUUCAAACCUCCCAAAUCAUUGUUUGCGACUGGAUGUGCUGUGAUGUCUUCAUCUCACAAGUCUUGGAAUUCAAUAUAUGAAUUCACUGUCAAAGAUAUCAAUGGUGUGGAUGUCUCCUUAGAGAAAUACCGUGGUCACGUUUGUCUAAUUGUUAACGUUGCUUGUAAGUGAGGCGCAACGGACAAGAACUAUCGCCAACUCCAGGAGAUGCACACUCGACUGGUUGGCAAAGGCCUCCGUAUAUUAGCGUUCCCCUGCAACCAAUUCGGCGGACAGGAACCCUGGGCGGAAUCGGAGAUUAAGAAGUUUGUGACUGAGAAGUAUGGAGUCCAAUUCGAUAUGUUUUCCAAGAUAAGAGUCAAUGGGUCUGACGCUGAUGACCUCUACAAAUUUCUUAAAAGUAGACUACAUGGCACCCUAACAAAUGGUAUUAAGUGGAACUUCUCUAAAUUCCUUAUAGAUCGUCAAGGCCAACCGGUUAAAAGAUAUUCUCCUACAACUGCCCCAAAUGUGAGUUGCUGAAUUUUCAAUAUUUCUAUUUAGUUAUCAGUUUUGACUGUCUAAAUAGAUAGACGUAACUUAAGAUAAAUUGAUGAAAUCAGCAAUCCACCCCAAACACUUCGAUUUUUUCUUAAUUGUCUAAGUAUUUUGUUGUGUUAUUUCUUAGGUAUGUAACUUUCAAUCACUUAAUGGGUGCGUUAGCUUCCUCCCAACUAAUGACGUGCAGACGUAAAACGUGGCUCAUAAACAAAUCACUUAAGGUCACCAUAUAAUGUGCGUCACGAGAAAUUUGUGUGAAAACAAACAUUAGUAAUAUAUGCUAACAUCAGAAAUUGAGGAGCGAAAUAUUCACAAUUGAACCUUAGUUAUUGCUUCCGCCUGGUUGAUCGCAAGUAAUGUCGUUAUGUUACGUCACGUAACCUAUAGUUCCUGUAGAUUUGAAGAUGCCACUAGGAAAUUUUACCCAUUUGAAUAUUUAGCUGGUUAGUGAUCUCUCUAUACAUUAGUUGUUUAGAUGAUUACAUCAAUUCGUUUCCAAACUAGUCUCACCUCAAUAGUGGUUAUACGUCAAAAAACCAAUCUGGACACAGCAUAUUACCUCACAGCCGGUACAUGUUGAUAAAGUUACCGGUUAAUUGUCAUGAAUGACAAAAUGAAACAUCAACUUUAGUUACUUGUUAGUUUUAUGGUACGUGAAAUAAAGUCCAUCGCUGCAUAUUUCAGUUAUUGGUCAUGUCAAACUUCAUGAAUGAAAUUCGAGUUUAAGUUAACUAUCUUACAUUGCACUAUAUGACGUCAUAGACCAAACGUUUUCCCGGCUCAGUUAUGAAAUAGUUAUCUGUACCGAAGAAACUAGAACUUCAGGAACGAACCUUCGUGUCUUUACUGAGUAACGUUAAUUCACAAUAUUGUCAUUUAAGUUUUGUAUGUCUUGGUCUCCAAUGUGACAGUCAUUUUCGUCAACAACACUAUUAGGUUAAUAGAUGUCCACACUCGUGACUGUUUGGACUGAUCUUAGUUAACUGCUACGUCUAUAGAACUAGUUCAUUUAAUGUUUGAUUUUUCUCAAAAACUUGUAUAUCGCCUUGUAAUGGUCUGCAAUUAGUUGUACAUCAGUGUACUACAAGCACUAGGUAUAAUAAUUACAGUUUUCGUGGGAGCGUACAAAGUUUCUGUAUGGCAGUCUUCAUCUUUCCAUUUCCUGGUUUAGUGACACCGGUUAACGCGUUUAGCACUUGGGUGUGUAGCGGUUAUUGAACCAUGUAUCAAUCCAAGCACAAUUUGUGUCAAGCAAUAGUGGAAUCCUCGACUACUGCAGAAUUCAAGGGUUGGGAAUAUCUAGUUUCCUCACACUACGUAAUUCAUAUAUAUUGUAGAUCUAACUUAUUACAAGUGAUUUUUUUCUCUUCAUUUACCUGCCUUGUGUCUUUUGGGGCAGACUUAUUGAUUGAUAAUGGCGAGAUAAUCGCAAGCUAUGAUUGCGUAGAGUAACCCACUUCUUGUCUGGCAUCCGUAAAUUAUCUUUCUCCAAUCUCACCUUUUCUAUUUGUAAUACAUCUUUAAUGCACUGUACUUCACAUAGCGUUGAUUCUGUAGUUUGUAAUACUGAUAUGGAGUGUGGGAAAUUGAGCUGGUGUAUGUCCAUACCAAACAAUUCCUUGAUUUUGACCGUCUGCCGUAUUAGGUGGUUAGUUCCAAUUAUGAUGCUUAAUGUCUAAUAGUGACCAAAUUUAUGAAACAGUUUUAUCGAUUAGUAAUCACCUUUCAGUUUUGGGAUUUCUGACCGAACUUUUGAUUUUUUUGUAGGAUAUUGUAGGAGAUAUCAUAGAGCUUUUAGAAAAGAAGUGAUCAAUGGAACUUUUGAGCUUUGAACAAAUUCUCGCUAUAUGACGAUGGCAAUCUCAAAUGUUCACUGAUUGCCAUUUGAUGAAAUCAGUUUUGUGUGCACCUGAUUGCAGAAUUUUGUUUACUUUGCUCAUAUUUUUCAUUGAAACUACUUCUCAGAAUAAAUGUGUUAUCUAUAA